AGCAGUGUGACGUGACGUGUUGUGUGUGGUGAUGCGAUAUGUUUAUGUGAACAAAUUGCUCGUUAGGGAUAAUAUAUUCUCCUCACCCCGGUGUACGAGAUUCAAGACGUCCAUUUUAUCUAAGGCUUGGUGCAAUUCACCAGUCAGCUCUACAGAUCACGUAUAGCAGGAGCUGACCAAAGCUAGAACUUGUCCACCACUACCUUGCCACCAUGUCGGAGGGGAACAUGAAGCAGAUCCUGACGCUGGGCAACUCCAUCAUCGGCGUGUCCAUUCUGGCCAUGCCAUACUGCUUCAAGCAGUGCGGGUUGGUUCUGGGCAUACUGCUGCUGAUCCUGAGUGGCUACAUCAACAGGCUCAACUGCCACUUCCUCAUCAAGUCGGCCAUCAGCACCAAGCGGCGCAGCUACGAGUUCUUAGCGUUCCACAUUUUCGGCCCGAUGGGCAAGUUUGCGAUCGAGGUGAUCCAGAUCGGAUUUCUGUUCGGCAUCUGCGUCUCCUUCUUCGUCAUCGCCGGCGACUUGGGGCCCAAGAUUCUGGCUCAAAUCCUAGACAUCGAGUACACGAGCCGCUUCAGGGCCGUCUUUCUCUGCGGGCUGUGCUUCUUGAUAGUUCUGCCGCUCAGUCUGCUAAGGAAUACGGACAGCUUGGCCAGCAUCAGCGCCAUCUCCAUCACAUUUUACGUACUCCUGGUAUUAAAGAUCGUGUCGGACUCGUGGCGUCACAUCAUCAGUGGCGCCUGGCAAGCGGAGGUGGUGCUCUGGCGGCCGUCCGGCGUCCUGCAGGCGCUGCCCAUCAUGAGCCUCGCCCUUGCCUGCCAAACGUGA
Messenger RNA from Pollicipes pollicipes, 827 nucleotides. RefSeq names its product putative sodium-coupled neutral amino acid transporter 10. The coding region runs from base 213 to 827 and encodes 204 amino acids. The transcript is spliced from 6 exons. NCBI's taxonomy places the organism in Eukaryota, Metazoa, Arthropoda, Thecostraca, Pollicipedomorpha, Pollicipedidae. The record is from RefSeq and is a predicted model, not a curated record. Gene Ontology annotation, molecular function: L-amino acid transmembrane transporter activity. Gene Ontology annotation, cellular component: membrane. Gene Ontology annotation, biological process: amino acid transmembrane transport.